AUGAACUUUCCGCGCUUCUCAAAUCCCCACUUACGAGCAGAGCAAUUCGAAGUCAUCUCUAGAUCUGAUCUCCUUGAGUCUGAUACGGAGAAUGCCAUUGAUGCUAAGAACAUCGAUGAUGUGCAUAAGCUCGACGCACUUGUGAAGCGUACUCUUGGCGACUUUGCUGGAUCUGAGCCGCCUCGCAAGAAGCGGAAGAGAAAGGACACAGACACUGAAGUGUCUCAUACGACGUCAAGUGUUGUCUCCUUCCGCCUGCUUUCUUCGGCGCCUGUACGGGAGUACAACUUGUUACCGAAGCCUCAUCCUGAGAUCAACAAUGAAGGCCCGCCUUGUGAAGACGACGAAAAUUCAAUCCAAUUGAGGCGCCAACGAGCUGCGGCUACCGCCGUCGAUCAUGACUGGGUUAUACGAGAAGGACGCGCUAUAACUGCAGCGCGCCUACCGUCCACGGUGUUAGAAAUUCAGGCAGCCCUGCCUGAUACUCCACCACCAUUGGCUUUGCUUGAACGUCCUCGCUCGAUCCCUCCGGUGCGACUCCAGCUCACUUCUUCGGCAAAGCCAUCACCACACGAGGCGAGAGUGGCUUCAGCUUGUCCGUUGCUGUCUUUCUCGACGCUCGAUACUCCUCCGGCUUCAACAGCUGUCUCUGAGACUGCACGUCGACGUAUGCGCAGACAGAAGAAGCGAGAGCACGAGAAGCCGAACACACGUCCAUCAGCGAUGUUUUGGCGCCCUUCGCUGAGCAUACACGGGCGUAUCGGAUAUGCUAUGGGGUACGAAGGGAGCUGGGCCGUCGAAGACGACGCGGAGAGGAGUCGAGUGGGGUAUGUCAGGGAUAAUAUGAAGAAAGCGGUGUGGGCGGCCUCAGUAGUGUAG
This is a messenger RNA of Peniophora sp. CBMAI 1063, 879 nucleotides long. The record is from the annotation of a GenBank genome assembly. NCBI's taxonomy places the organism in Eukaryota, Fungi, Basidiomycota, Agaricomycetes, Russulales, Peniophoraceae.